Messenger RNA from Oncorhynchus mykiss (rainbow trout), 2514 nucleotides. RefSeq lists its product as uncharacterized. Gene Ontology annotation, biological process: intracellular signal transduction; negative regulation of T cell activation; T cell receptor signaling pathway. Gene Ontology annotation, cellular component: plasma membrane; membrane raft. Lineage: Eukaryota; Metazoa; Chordata; Actinopteri; Salmoniformes; Salmonidae. The record is from RefSeq and is a predicted model, not a curated record.
UCAAAUUCUCUCCGUCACAUGGUUCUACCAUUGAGCUGAGCGAGGAAUAGAGUGUAGAGAGAUCGAUGGAGGGGGUUUGAAAAACUGUGGAGGAAAAUCUGACAGUUCGAUACAACACAGGUGAUACAGUGGAAAAUAGUUAAUCUGUCUGAUUGUUUUGCUUUUCCCUUUGGAAACGGUUCGCAUUCACAGGGGGUGGACGGAGGUGUCAAAAAAUGCCAAACGCAAUGAUUCAUUAUGCUCAUGUUUUCUCACACACAAGAAGCUCCGGUUAUCGCCUUUAAUUGAUUAUGCUAGUGGGGAGUGGAUGGUCCGAGUGGAAGCAGAAUUUGAAGGAACCGACCAAGGUGGAUGCUGCGCGCCGUCGCGCAUCCCGAAUCGCUGAGCUGAAUCCCAGGGAGGUUGUGGUGUGCAUGUGUGUGGUGAGUGUGUGGUUGUGAGAGAGAGAGCGCCAGCGCUCCCACAUGGCCUCCAUGCAGGACGGGCUGAACUUCACGUCUCCUACCUACGGCAAGGUCCUGCUGCUGGGUGCCAUCGCUGCUGCCUCAGCCUUCAUCGUCACCAUCCUCAUCGUGGUGCUCUGUGUGGGCUGCCAGAGGAAGGGAAAGACGCAUAAUGUCUCCAGUGAAAGUGGGAAACACAGGUUGAUGGACAUGAGUAUACUCAGGCAGUCAAAGCUGCGUUCCAUCAGCAAGUCGGACGGUGAGAUGAACAAGCUAAACUGCAAUGGCAAAAAGUCAUCUAAAAAGAACCGUCCAUCUAGCAUGGACCUCCUGCCCAGCCGCCGGUCCAACUCCGACCUCCGGUCAGGGGGAAGGACGCUACCCCAGAUCCCCUCUGGCACCGGAGAGGACGGGGAGCACACCUACUCUGAGGUAGGUCAACGCUCCUCCCCGAAGCGUGGCCCUGAUAACAACCUCUACGCCAUAGUGGGCAGGGCCGGAGAGACCGACACCCCAGCCCCUCCGGCCGUCCCAGCCAACACCCCUGCCCCCCCUGAUCUAGACGGGGAUGGGUUGAAUGAACCGCUCCCCGAGCCUGAGCCCAUGCCCCAGGCUAUGGCUCCUCCACACCCCCCGGAGACGACUGCAGAGUACGCCUGCGUCCGGAAGCUCCGGAAGGUGGACAAGGCUGUCCCCCAGAAGAGAGACAGCGGGACCGAUAUGGGGGAGGCACCGGUGCCGCCUCCCCGCCACGCCCCACCAUCACACCCUGCCCCGCCUCCGCGCCACGCCCCACCAUCACACCCUGCCCCGCCUCCGCCACACCCUCACAGUAUGAAGAUGCCCCGGAAAAACAUGGAUGCUUUCAAGCUGCCCACCUUCCCCAAGGAGGCAGUGUUCAUGGGUAAUGGAGAGCAGUACAUAUGGAAGCCUCCAGAGGAUGAUGACAUCACCAUGCUCCAAAACAAACCGUUAGGCCCUCUGAGUCCUCACAGUGGAGAGAACAUACAGCCUUCCACUGCUAUGGUUGCAGAGAUGUACUCCAAGGUAUGCAAACCAGGCAAGAAGAAGAGAACUGUUCCUGGGUCUCCUCCAGCAAACAUUGGCUUCCGGACCUUGGGGCGUGGUGACCGGGACCGGGAGCGAGAUGGGGGAUUCAGUGUGGUGGUCAAGCCACAGACCUGGGCCCCGCAAGAGGGGAAACCCGUCGGAGGAGCCUCUGCCACUCUGGAAGACCACUGUUAUGAGUCCAUCGAGACGGGGGAGGAGUGCGACCCCACUUAUGAGCCUAUGGAAGGUGGUGGUGGUUGGAAGCGAGUUGGAGGAACCGAACGGCCUCCAAACACCUGUGCCACACUCAGGCCCAGGAGGAAGAAAUCCCAUCAACCCUUGCAGCAGCAGCAGCCUCCUCCGCCGCCGCCCACACAGCAGACCCCCAAGUUACAGCACCUUCCAGCCAAAGCCCUGCUGCUGCCCGGGGAGAACCUGUACGAGAGCAUUGGGGAACUGAAGCAGGGCGGAACUGCCAACUCCAGCACCACUACCAUCUUCACCUUCAACGACGGCAUGGAGAUGUAUGUCACUGGGCUCUAAGGCUGUGACCUAUCUGACCUCUUACCUCCUUCCCAGCAAAAAGAAGACCACGGUUGGGAAGAGCUGGUUGAGCCCCUCUCAUGCUCACUCACACAUACUGUCUACAUUACAGUCAUAACUUCCUGCCUUUCAGAGCCUAGGGCAAAAGGGUUGGUCAGUGGUUAACGGGCUGAAGAGAAAGUCCUUUGCUGGGUCAAACCCCUAUCUUGAAUCCAAAGGUAGUGAUGAGAAAUGAGCACAAAACUAUUACAGAGAAAUCUGUAGGAUGGUAGCACUAUUUUAACAAUGUGCACAGCACAAUUAGAGGGAAAAUUGCCUAAAUUCUUCACCCAUUUUAGUGGGUAAAAUCAUAGAAAUAAACUCAGCAAAAAAAGAAAUGUCAUCACUGUCAACUGCGUUUAUUUUCAGCCACCUUAACAUGUGUAAAUACUUGUAUGAACAUAACAAGAUUCAACAACUGAGACAUAAACUGAACAAG